Megalops cyprinoides (Indo-Pacific tarpon) is the source of this 3041-nucleotide messenger RNA. It is a transcript of the gene sf3a1, whose product is annotated as splicing factor 3a, subunit 1. Lineage: Eukaryota; Metazoa; Chordata; Actinopteri; Elopiformes; Megalopidae. Gene Ontology annotation, molecular function: protein binding; RNA binding. Gene Ontology annotation, cellular component: U2-type prespliceosome; catalytic step 2 spliceosome; U2 snRNP. The transcript is spliced from 15 exons. The coding region runs from base 212 to 2581 and encodes 789 amino acids. Gene Ontology annotation, biological process: regulation of alternative mRNA splicing, via spliceosome; mRNA cis splicing, via spliceosome. The record is from RefSeq and is a predicted model, not a curated record.
UGUUUCCUGUACGCUCUCCGAACUUGCUACGUAGAAGCGAGUCCUACGCUGCGUUUUCCGUUUUGGUUUUAGAAGUUAGUAAAAUAUACAACAGUGGUGAUUUAGACCACAUUAUAAAGUGCAUCUGCUGUACAAACGCAGAGGGUAUUCGUUUCAGCGCUAGGUCUUUGGAGAUUGAGAAACCCCAAGGUUUUCCGAUCCUGUCGCAGCCAUGCCGCCCGGGCCUGUUCAAAUAGUUCAGCCGGAACCCAACAAUAAGCCAGAUGAACCGAAGGAUGAAACUCCAGCGACAAAACCGAUUGUUGGGAUCAUCUACCCGCCUCCUGAGGUCCGCAACAUUGUUGACAAGACUGCGAGCUUCGUAGCAAGGAACGGGCCAGAGUUUGAGGCCAGGAUCCGGCAGAACGAGAUCAACAACCCCAAGUUCAACUUCCUGAACCCCAACGACCCCUACCAUGCCUACUACCGGCACAAGGUCAACGAGUUCAAGGAGGGCAAGGCGCAGGAGCCGUCCGCAGCGGUGCCCAAGGUCAUGCAGCAGCAGGCCAUGCAGCAGGCUCCCCAGCAGCAGCUGCCUCAGAAGGUUCAGGCUCAGGUGAUCCACGAGACGGUCGUGCCCAAGGAACCCCCACCAGAGUUUGAGUUCAUUGCCGACCCCCCUUCCAUCUCGGCCUUCGACCUAGAUGUGGUCAAACUGACCGCCCAGUUUGUGGCCCGCAACGGCCGGCAGUUCCUCACACAGCUCAUGCAAAAGGAGCAGCGUAAUUACCAGUUCGACUUCCUGCGGCCCCAGCACAGCCUCUUCAACUACUUCACCAAGCUAGUGGAGCAGUACACCAAGAUCCUCAUCCCACCCAAGGGACUGCUGCAGAAGCUGAAGAAAGAGGCUGAGAACCCCAGAGAGGUGCUGGACCAGGUGAGGUACCGCGUGGAGUGGGCCAAGUUCCAGGAGCGCGAGAGGAAGAAAGAGGAAGAGGAGCGAGAGAAGGAGCGUGUGGCCUACGCCCAGAUCGACUGGCACGACUUUGUGGUGGUGGAGACUGUGGACUUCCAGCCCAAUGAGCAAGGUCACUUCCCCCCUCCCACCACGCCCGAGGAGCUGGGAGCCCGCAUCCUGAUCCAGGAGCGCUACGAGAAGUUUGGCGAGAGCGAGGAGGUGGAGAUGGAGGUCGAGAGCGAGGAUGAGGAGGACGAAGGCGAGGACCGAGACGAGGGCCACCCCGCGCAGCCUGACCAGGAUACCCAGCUGCAGGACAUGGACGAGGGCUCCGAUGAGGAGGAUGAUGGUCUUAAAGCACCUCUGCCUCCAGACAACCCCAUGCCACCCCCUCUGCCCCCAACCCCAGACCAGGUCAUCAUCCGCAAGGACUACGACCCCAAAGCCUCCAAGCCCCCGGUCCCGGUGUCCACCACGGACGAGUACCUCAUCUCGCCCAUCACGGGCGAGAAGAUCCCCGCCAGCAAGAUGCAGGAGCACAUGCGCAUCGGCCUGCUGGACCCGCGCUGGCUGGAGCAGCGGGACCGCAGCAUCCGCGAGCGGCAGAGCGAGGACGACGUCUACGCGCCGGGCCUGGACAUCGAGAGCAGUCUGAAGCAGCUGGCCGAGAGGCGUACCGACAUCUUCGGUGUGGAGGAGACGGCCAUCGGGAAGAAGAUCGGGGAGGAGGAGAUACAGAAGCCCGAGGAGAAGGUGACGUGGGAUGGGCACUCAGGCAGCAUGGCCCGUACCCAGCAGGCCGCCCAGGCCAACAUCACCCUGCAGGAGCAGAUCGAGGCCAUCCACAAGGCCAAGGGGCUGGUGCAGGAGGAUGACAGCAAGGAGAAGAUCGGCCCCAGCAAGCCCAGCGAGAUCCCCCAGCCCCCCGCCCCCUCCUCCGUCGCCAGCCUGCCCAAGCCCUCCCCUCCCAUCACCACCGUGCCCCGCCCUCCUCCGGCGAUGCCCCCUUCGGUGCGCCCCACGCUGCUGUCGGCCGUGCCGGUGAUCCCGCGGCCCCCCAUGGCCCCCGUGGUGCGCCUGGCCCCUGGGCAGGUCCUCACCCCCAUGCCCCCGAUGCUGCACGCACCCCGCAUCAAUGUGGUGCCCAUGCCCCCCUCCGCGCCCCACAUCAUGGCCCCCAGACCACCGCCCAUGGUGGUUCCUGCUGCGUUUGUUCCCGCUCCUCCGGUCCCGCAGCCCCCAAGCUCCGCCCCGGCCCCCCUGCCCCCAGCUCACCCGCCCCCGCCCCACGAAGACGAACCCGCCAGCAAGAAGAUGAAGACGGAGGACAACCUGAUCCCCGAGGAGGAGUUCCUGCGCCGGAACAAGGGUCCUGUGGCGGUCAAGGUGCAGGUGCCCAACAUGCAGGACAAGACGGAAUGGAAGCUCAACGGACAGGUGCUCAACUUCACCGUCCCGCUCACAGACCAGGUGUCUGUAAUAAAGGUUAAAAUCCAUGAAGCCACUGGCAUGCCAGCUGGGAAGCAGAAGUUGCAGUAUGAGGGUAUUUUCAUCAAAGACUCCAACUCCCUGGCCUACUACAACAUGAACAAUGGCUCGGUUAUCCAUCUGGCAUUGAAGGAGAGAGGUGGCAGGAAGAAGUGAGGGCCGCUUUACUCCACUAGAGCACUCCCCUGCUGGUAGACCCUUACUGCAGAGUCCAAGUGGUCCCAGUCAGUGCUCUGUGUCCCAAAAGAAAGCAUCGAUCCUGUCUUGCCCCUGCAAUGAAGAAAGUGUCACUGUUUAAAAAAAAAAAAAAAAAACAGUAGCAUCCGAUCACCUCCCUUCAAAGCAAACAUUGUAUCCUUAUUGCAAUAGUUAUUCAAGCCACGUGUUUGAGAAGGCUCUUCUGCAUCUCUGGAAAUUCAUUCUGCUGUCAAGAUGAACAGCAUUGUCUUGGGUUUGGUUGUUCUUGAUGUUACCAGUUUUACAUAGAGAACUAUGAACAUGUUAGCUAAUUAUUGACUGCUUAUGCUCAAUGGACUGUGAAGCUGAUAGCAAAGAGCAUACUCCUAGUCUUGUAACCGUUUGGUAAAUGUUGUUUCUGCCAUUUCAAAAAUAAAGU